AUGAAGCUCUACACCUCAGUCUUUGCCGUUCUGGCAUUGACUUCUGGUCACGUAACAGCGCAGACAGUCGAUAUAUCAGCCACUUCAGAGCUCACAUUCUUUGAAGGUACACGGACGCAGAGAGUAACCCGCCAAACCGGUCCUCCCACAGGCGCCUAUUCCUCGUACGCUUCCAAGAUCACACUAUCGUUCUCCAGCGAUACCGAGUCGGACGAGCUUACAAGCACCCUCACGGGUCUCUUCCCUACCGACUAUACAGACAGCACCACUAUUACUAGCAACCUGACCGAGACUGCAACUGCAACUGGAACGACAAACGGCACCUCGACCACUGCAACCAAGGCGAAGCCCACAAACACUCAGCCCUGCAACAACUAUGUCGAGCUGUGCAAGCGCAAGUACGGCAACAUCACCAUGGUGGGCUGCCACAACUCGCCCUUCGUGAGACCUGGUAACUCGGGCUCCAACCAGGAGCUUCAGGUUGAGACACAGCUUGACGACGGUGUUCGUUUCCUCCAGGGGCAGAUCCAAUUCCCCGCCAACUCAUCUGUUCCUCACUUUUUUCCUCAACCUGCGAUCUCCUCGACGCCGGUCCCAUCACCGACUGGCUCACUAGGGUGCGAAAAUGGGUCGACAGCCAUCCAUAUGAUGUUGUCACCAUUCUCCUUGGAAACGGAAACUACUCUCACCCUGACCUUUACGUCCCCUACAUCCAGGAGAGCGGUAUCCUUAAGUACGUUUACCAAGCUCCAUACCUCCCAAUGUCCCUGGAAGACUGGCCUACUCUGGAAAGCAUGAUCGUUCGCGGCAAGCGAGUCAUCAUGUUUAUCGACUACGUGUCAGACCAGAAGAAGUACCCAUGGCUUCUAGACGAGUUCACCCAGAUGUGGGAGACUCCUUUCGACCCUCUGAACCGCGAGUUCCCCUGCACUGUGCAGCGACCUCCGAACCUGAGCGACAAGUCGGCCAAAAACCGCCUGUACCUCAUGAACCACAACCUCAACGCCGAAUUCAAUGUGUUUGGUGCUGAGAUCUUGGUCCCAGCUGUUGCGCUGCUCAAUGAGACUAAUAGCGAUAAGGGCUACGGCAGCUUGGGUCUUGCGGCUAACAACUGCCGCUCCGACUGGGGUCGGGCUCCCAAUAUUCUCAACGUGGAUUACUACAACUACGGUAACUUCCCAGGCUCUGUCUUUGAAGUUGCCGCGCAGAUGAACAAUGUCACAUACGAUCGCAAAUGCUGUGGUUUGGUUGCAAGCUUGGCUCCCCGAGCGUAUCAGGCUGCGUCCAUGACAGCUCUUUUCACUGUAUUGAUAUCAGCAUACCUCCUGUUUUAG
This is a messenger RNA of Fusarium graminearum PH-1, 1334 nucleotides long. RefSeq lists its product as uncharacterized. Gene Ontology annotation, biological process: lipid metabolic process. NCBI's taxonomy places the organism in Eukaryota, Fungi, Ascomycota, Sordariomycetes, Hypocreales, Nectriaceae. The record is from RefSeq and is a predicted model, not a curated record. Gene Ontology annotation, molecular function: phosphoric diester hydrolase activity. Bases 1 to 798 code for a protein of 265 amino acids. The transcript has a single exon.